Messenger RNA from Thecamonas trahens ATCC 50062, 3521 nucleotides. RefSeq names its product tetratricopeptide repeat domain-containing protein. Lineage: Eukaryota; Apusomonadida; Apusomonadidae. The record is from RefSeq and is a predicted model, not a curated record. The transcript is spliced from 2 exons. The coding region runs from base 114 to 3521 and encodes 1135 amino acids. Gene Ontology annotation, molecular function: protein binding.
CCCCCUGACCCCUGACCCCUCCCCUGCUCGCCGCGCGCCACUCGGUUCCCAAACCCUGUCCUUCAAGGGCAUCAAGGGGAAAAAGUACAUAGAGACACGAAUAUCAAUUGCACAUGGCUUGUGUAGAGAUGUUGUUUACGCAUCUUAUUACCUGUGAAUGGAGGGAUGAUGUGGGGGGAGAUGCUCUCCAUUGCUGUUCACUCUCCCCCCGCCACCUCAUCGUCUGUUCUUUGCCACCAGACGGGAGGCUGCGAGGGCUGGGCGAGAUGACGAGCCCGGUCACGUCGGGCAAGGUGACCGUGGUGACCAUGGUGACCGUGGUGGCCAAGUCGGUGAGGUCGAUCACGUCGGGCAAGGUGACCGUGGUGACCAUGGUGACCGUGGUGGCCAAGUCGGUGAGGUCGAUCACGUCGGGCAAGGUGACCGUGGUGACCAUGGUGACCGUGGUGGCCAAGUCGGUGAGGUCGAUCACGUCGGGCAAGGUGACCGUGGUGACCAUGGUGACCGUGGUGGCCAAGUCGGUGAGGUCGAUCACGUCGGGCAAGGUGACCGUGGUGACCAUGGUGACCGUGGUGGCCAAGUCGGUGAGGUCGAUCACGUCGGGCAAGGUGACCGUGGUGACCAUGGUGACCGUGGUGGCCAAGUCGGUGAGGUCGAUCACGUCGGGCAAGGUGACCGUGGUGACCAUGGUGACCGUGGUGGCCAAGUCGGUGAGGUCGAUCACGUCGGGCAAGGUGACCGUGGUGACCAUGGUGACCGUGGUGGCCAAGUCGGUGAGGUCGAUCACGUCGGGCAAGGUGACAAGCCCGCCCAACCAUCGCAGCCACUCCACCCUCCCCUCGGUGGACAACAUCAUCGAGAUGCUCAAGGACGCAGCCGCUGCCAACAGGCUGGACGAGCUACUGAUGCAGCCAGCAGACGAACUGCUUGCUUGCAUCGCGGCACCGAUGAGCCCCUGUCACUGUGUGGUCAUCCACGACAAGGGCUCCAACGUCCUCGCCGCCCGCGCCUGGGCCAUCAAAAGCCUCGCUGCCUUUUACACACAUCGCUGGGUCGAUACCCUCAACUUUCGCCUCAAGGCCGGUGAGUACAACUGGAGCGAGGCCGUGCCGUACGAGGCCCUCUCCUUUGAGCCGCCGUCCAAACACGUUCCCCGUCUCCACGCCCUCCUCGCCUUCUUUGCUCACACCGCCGCGGGCUACAUCAACUCAGUGGCUGCCACCGAAUCAUCGCCCGGCGCAGACGCUGCUGCGCGCCCUGCUGCUACUGCUGCUCCCGAGCAGCACGUCGAUCCCGCCACCCUCCCUAGCUUGGACGGCCCGUUCGACGCCGCCACAUGGGGCGCCGCCGCCUUUGACCCACUUGUCGCCGUCUACGGCCGUGACGGACGAACAACGCGUCCGCCCAACGCCGGCCUCACCCUCCAGGUCAUGUCGCCGAUCAUGUUCCCCGGGAAACCCAAGAUCGAGGGCCACUUCCUCUACCUCUGGGGCAAAGUCUACGUCCAGCUCCGCGAGUACGCCAUGGCCAUCCGCUUCUUCAACCUCGUCCUCUGCUUCUGUCCGCGUCUGCUCAUGGCCCACUCGCGCCGUGGCUUCUGCCACUCGCGCUCGGGCAUGUACGACCACGCCAUCGCCGAUUGCUCCGCCGGCAUAGCCGUUGCCGACCCACGCCACGUCUACAUCCGGUCCAUCCUCCACUACAACCUCGGCAUCGGCUUCCAGAACGUCUCCCGCCGCGAGGACUCCCUCGCCUCGUACGACACCGCCAUCGCCCUCGCCCCAGACAUGGUCGACGCCUACUGCAACCGCGCCAUUACCGCAGAGCUCCUUCACCGCUACGCUGCAACACGCGCAGACUACACCACCGCCCUCGAACUCGACCCCUACGACCGCGGCGUCCUCCUCUGGCGCGCAGAGAUGUACCGCGACGUCGGCGACGCAGACCGCGCCAUCGCAGACGUCCUCCACGCCUUUUCCCUCAACUCGGCCUUUGUCUACCGCGACCUCUACGCCUUUCGUGCCUUCUCCAUGCGCCAGCCGUCUCUCCUCGCCUCGCCGCUCCCCUCGCUCGUCGCCGAGCUUGUAGACGCUGCCGUCAAGCAUCCAGUCACGCACGUCGAGCUCUGGAACGCUGUCUUGGCCGCUCUCCGGACAGACUCGCCCGAGUCCUCGCCGCUUCCGUCAGCCCUCGUCGAAGCCCUUCUCGUCGCCGCUCCGCGUGCCCUCGUCGAGGCUCGCGCAGGCGCUGGUCGCGCUCUCGUCCUCAAAGUUCUCAAGCUCGCCUGCGCGGUCGGGGUGCUCAAGCUCUCGGCCCGCCUCCUUGCCCUCCUCGCCGGUGCCGUCCUCCUCGAGCCGCUUGGCGGUCUCAAGCUCAACAUCGCCGGUCUCUUUGUCUCACUCCUUCUCCGCGAGCCGGCCGCCGAGGAGCUACCAUACUCGCCCAAAGACAUCGCGAGCUCGCGGACGCUCGAGUCGACCGUCGACCGGCUCGGCGUGUCAUGGCUCCGCCGGCUGGCCGAGCUCGACGAGAACAAUGGUGAGGUUCCCGACGGCGCGUCGCCUGCAGCGUACCAACUCUGUGACUGCGAUGAUGCCAACUGCCGCGCGCCAGGUAUCGGCGCCGUCCACGCUCUCCUCCACGACUGGACGCCGUCGCACUGGCGCCUCUUCCGCGGCACGUACCUGGAGCGGUGGGCGCCUGUCGUUGUCGCCACCCUCAUGGAGGCUCCCGGCUCGGAGCUGACCACCCCGCACAACCACUGCUACACCUGCGGCUCAUCGACUCAUCGCACCUUUAUGUGCGCCACCUGCCCGUACUGCACCCUCCAUCCAUGGCGUGGCGUGGACGACAUGACCUCCACCUCUGAGGACGGCUCAUCGUCUGACAUCCCCAUGCUGUGGUGCACCGAUGUGCCGAUCGCCCUCGUCACCGACUCGGUCUCGAUCGACGCAACCGCCGUGCCUGACAUCCUCUACGCUCGGCACGCCCAGCUGGCCAACCUGUUUGUGGGCGCCGCCGCGCCGACUUGCUGGACCCCGUUCUCCAAACGCAUCGCCUCGUGGUCGCUCGUCACCGCCGUCCUCGUCACCCCACAGGCCUACUGCUCGUCCACGGCGCUCGUAGGCCUCGUUCGCAACAUCACUGACGAGCUCAGGUCGCGGACGCCCAGGACCAUGCUUAUCGGCGUCAUCGUCUUGCAGGUCCUCCUCUCGCGUCCGAUCAACAGGAACAUCCGGCUGCACCGGGCGCUUAUACGCACCCUCGUCGAAACCAACUUUAUCACCGACCUCUUUGACCCGGUCUACACCCGCUUCAACCUCGCCCUCGAGAAUCUCAUUGCCUUUUACGAGUCGGUCGAUCACGCCGCUGCCAUCCAGGGCCUCGCCCCGCCCGCGGUCGACGCCGACAUCGACCUCGUUGCCGCUUUUGAGCUUGGUCUCCUCUCCAUCACCACCAACCUCUCCCGCUGCGAUGUCAGCGAUCCCGCCCUCCGUCACUCGUUCUGGGCCGCCCAUUGA